Molecule: messenger RNA, 969 nt
Organism: Heteronotia binoei (common prickly gecko)
Lineage: Eukaryota; Metazoa; Chordata; Lepidosauria; Squamata; Gekkonidae
Gene: ZFAND2A
Product: zinc finger AN1-type containing 2A
Exons: 7
Coding region: 313-834 (173 amino acids)
Biological process (GO): proteasome-mediated ubiquitin-dependent protein catabolic process; protein targeting to ER
Cellular component (GO): endoplasmic reticulum; cytoplasm
Molecular function (GO): zinc ion binding
Source: RefSeq, a predicted model, not a curated record
ACAUGACACUGAUUCCACAAAACUGAAAGAGACGGCGACGAAGCGGAUUGGUCGGAGGGGCGUGUGACGUCACCGUCGGCCCAUUCAGACCAGAGAAUCGGGAAAGGGGCGGUGGAAGAUGAUUCAGCAGCUGCGAUCCGGGUUAUUUAAACCUCCUGUCGCAGGCUGGUCAAAGCAAGAGAAGAACAGUUGGCGGAUUAAAAAGUGAAGCUACCAGCCCUGCACAUCUGCUGGAAGCCAAGGAGAUUCAGCCAGCGGAACUCGCUCUGGGUGCCAGAGAACGCUCGAGGAACUGACUGAGCUUUUUGUGAGAUGGAAUUUCCAGACUUGGGUGAACACUGCAGUGAGAGAACUUGCAAGCAACUGGAUUUCUUACCCCUGAAAUGCGAUGCAUGCGGAGAGGUCUUCUGCAAGGACCACAUUGAUAUAAACCGGCACAGAUGGUCUUCUGCAUACAAAAAGGAUGUCCAGGUUCCGGUCUGUCCUCUCUGCAAUGCUCCCAUCCCUGUAAGAAGGGGAGAAAGGGCUGAUGUCAUCGUCGGAGCCCACAUGGACAAAGGCUGUCGACCAGAUUCUGCCCGGCAGAAGGAGAAGGUUUUCACCAACAAAUGCUUCAGGCCCGGCUGCAAAAAGAAAGAGAUGAUGAAGCUGGUCUGCGAUCAGUGUCAGCAGAACUUCUGUCUCCAGCAUCGUCACCCGCUAGACCACGAAUGCCAAGGGCCGAGCCGGAGAGUCUCAAAAGCAGGAUGCGCUGCUCAAAUGAGGUUGCUGGAAUCCAGGCAGAAGACCUCGAACGGUCAACUUCCGCCCAACAGGUGUAGAACGAAGAGCUGAUGUCGUUCACAUUGAAGCCAGAACUACCUCAACCAGAAUUACCUCAGUCGUAGGACUUGUGAUCUCUUCUCUUCUUUUCCUGUAUUAAAAUCAUUUGCUUCUUAACCUUUCUAAUAAAAUCAACCUUUCUAUGUG